Oncorhynchus gorbuscha (pink salmon) is the source of this 471-nucleotide messenger RNA. RefSeq names its product nectin-2-like. The transcript is spliced from 3 exons. The coding region runs from base 1 to 471 and encodes 156 amino acids. Lineage: Eukaryota; Metazoa; Chordata; Actinopteri; Salmoniformes; Salmonidae. The record is from RefSeq and is a predicted model, not a curated record.
AUGGCCCGAGGCCCUCCCGGAGGAGUCUUGGGGGUGCUGGGUGGGGUCAUAGCCGCUGCGCUCCUCAUCGCCAUGGCCAUCACUGUCUUCAUGGUCUGCCGGCGGCAGCAGAAGACACGCACCAACACUGACAAUGACCUGACCGACCUCCCGCCCGCCCACAAGCCGGCCCCUCCGCCGCCCAAAAAGAGGAGCAGUGAUUUGAAGGGCCACUUGACAUCCGAUGACAUCCAGGUGCUUACCCUGGACAAGAAGCUUCCUCUGCAGCCUCCAUAUUACGACAUGGUACCCUCUGAGUCAACACCCUUCACUAACAAGCCGGUGAGUAGAGCAGCCUUGACCAAGGUGAACAGGUGUACAGGGUACUACGGAGCCAUGUUGUACAGGUGUAUAGGCCAGGUGUACAGGGUACUACAGAGCCAUGUUGAACAGGUGUACAGGGUACGAUACUUCCAUGUUGUACAUGUGUAA